Panicum hallii is the source of this 892-nucleotide messenger RNA. RefSeq names its product ankyrin repeat-containing protein P16F5.05c. The record is from RefSeq and is a predicted model, not a curated record. Gene Ontology annotation, molecular function: protein binding. NCBI's taxonomy places the organism in Eukaryota, Viridiplantae, Streptophyta, Magnoliopsida, Poales, Poaceae. The transcript has 7 exons. Bases 83 to 544 code for a protein of 153 amino acids.
CGACCGCCGCCGCCGCCGCAUUCCCCGCAGGCCGCAGCAUCAGCCAUCCUUCAUCAUCCUCAGUUUUUGGCGUCGUGUGCUGAUGGGCGUGGAACCGGCGCAAGCGACCCCCGUCGCGGCCGCGGCGACCACCGCGGAGCAGGCUCAGGAUCUCAUCGACGCCGCUAGGUACGAUGACUUGGAGGAUGUAGUCGCCCUCUUCUCAGCUGGCGUUUCACUGGACUCAACAGAUUCGCAAGGACGGACAGCUCUUCAUAUGGCUUCUGCCAAUGGCCAUCUUGCUGUGGUGGAAUACUUGAUUCAAAAUGGAGCGAAUGUUAAUGCCACCAACUUGGAGAAGAACACACCCCUCCACUGGGCAUGCCUCAAUGGACAUAUAGAGGUAAUCAAGGCUUUGAUAUCUGCUGGCGCUAGUGUGAGUGCUCUGAACAGCCAUGAGAAAACUCCAAUGGAUGAAGCAGUGACCAAGGGCAAGAUGGAUGUGAUCGAUGCAAUCGGUGCAGCAGUAGCUCAGGCCGAGCUUGAUGGUGUUACUGUCUCCUAAAAGGACGUGAUGAAUACCUAGAGCUAUGAGUGACUUUCAACAUUGUUCUUCUCUCAGUGAUCCUGUCUCUGUUAUUAGUGAUCCUGAUGGGCUAGUAUCUGGGCAAUAUGGUAACUUAGCCUAUUCCAUGAGUUGGAAUUAUCAUCUGUGUCGGCAAUCGCCUGUUAGUGUCAGUGACAUGAGACCGUGGAAGGCGAAUUUGUCGUUAUAAACCAAUGUGUAGAUGUCAAAGAUAUGGAUUUUGUCCUAUAAUGUUGUGAGAGCCUUGCUUGUUCUGCUGGGCUACCUCUCUGUUUUUCCUUGGAGUUCCCUUGGGUCCAGUUGAAAUGAAACGGAAUUCGCACCUCC